This is a messenger RNA of Saccharomycodes ludwigii, 2046 nucleotides long. RefSeq lists its product as uncharacterized. The record is from RefSeq and is a predicted model, not a curated record. The transcript has a single exon. Lineage: Eukaryota; Fungi; Ascomycota; Saccharomycetes; Saccharomycodales; Saccharomycodaceae. Bases 1 to 2046 code for a protein of 681 amino acids.
AUGAAUCUACCUUUUGAAAUUAUAGAUAAAAUAUCUAGGUCUGAUCUAUCUAACUGCACGACCAAUCUUGCAUGGAGUAAGAUCAUACCAGAUUUUUAUAAAAAUGUAGUCCAUGUAAAUUUAGGAAUCAUCAUAAUCCAUGAAACCAGUGACAACAAUGAAUUCUGCUCUGGUGAUAUUCAAAUUCCUAAGUUUAAUGGAUUCAGAGGGUCCAAUAACGUUAUGGAAAUUAAUUGCAAACGAGCCGAUGAGGAUUGGUUGAAUGGUAGCGGUCGUGAUAUUGUAUAUGCUAGAAGGCUUUAUGAAUCCUUUAAAAAUUUUCGUAAAAAAUAUUCUUCUUUAUUAUUAGUGAUUAACACAAACGAUGCUAAUAAUAAUGAUAAUGAGGAGGAGCAGGAGCAGGAUAAUGAUAAAAAAAUAAAUCAAGAAGAUUAUGGAUAUUUCUUAUCAAACAUUUCGAGUAAUACUAAAGAUAAUAAUAAUUUUCAAACUGUAAUAACCUAUUUGAUAUCAUUUUUGCUGUUAUAUCCAACUACCCCCUUUUCGAUUAUUUUAAAUUCAAAAUCAAAAUACUUAAAUAAUUUGUAUUUUAAUAAACUACGCUGCCUCAACAAUACUAUUAAUAAUAAUAAUAAUAAUAAUUUGGAACGCUUAAAUGAAUUACAUAUUUUCGGACCUACUAUCAUGUCUACAAACAUAGAGUUACUUUUUCAAAAUACAUAUCUAAAUGAAAUUGCUAAGAUAUACUGUUUAAAAGUCAACUACUUCAAUCAAAACAAUGACGCCUCCUGUUGUUAUGCUGCUCAAAUUGGAACGCAGCUUACUGCUCCAAAUUUAAAAGAGAUUGGUAAAUUGGAACUCCAUAUUCAAUCCUUAUCUUGUUCUAUCGUCGAAUUGGCAUUAUUUUUCAAAAGAUGUCCUCUUUUAAGGAAAAUUAACGAAUUACUUAUAAUCGACGAUAAUGAUAUGAAUUUUAAGACAACUAAUACCAUUAAACAAACUACCAUUACGAUUAAGCUACCCAAAUUAGAGGAAAUUGGGCUAAACAUAAAUUAUUUUGCUAAGUGCAAUAGCAAUACUAACGCAAAAACUUUAUUUUACAUUGAUGGCUCCCUAGUGGAACAGAAUUUAACAUUUAUCUCUUCUAUAAGAGUUUUAAACAUAUUAAAAGACUCUUCAGACGAAAUUUGUAUUAACAAUUGCUACUUCCCAAAGAUUAUUUCACUCACCGUUUCCAAAAAUUAUGAUUACUCAAAUAUUGUUCUUGGUGAUAAUAUCUGUUUUAGAAAUGUCACUUAUUUAAAAUUAAUAUCCCUAGAUGACCUAGAUAUGUUAAACAACGACAAAUUCAUUGAUUUGCAUGUUAUUCACUUCCAAUAUAAUACCUACUACGAUCUAUCUAAAUUAUUAACCAGGGUAAACAACACUCGGUAUUUUUUUUUGAACAAAAUUCACACGUUCAUUAUAGAACCUAAAUUAAUGUACCAUGAAGAUGCUUCAGCAAAAAUAGAUUCCAAAUAUAUAUGUAAUUGUUCUGAAUUAAUUGCUAAUUUAAACGUCAGAGUUGAAAACUUUAAUAUUAUUGUCGGGUCAGAUCUUUCAUUCAUCAAAGAAGUAAUAUUAUUUAAUAACAAUGGUAAACCAGUACCUUCUUUCCAAGUUAACAUUAUAGUGUCCUCCGAUUCUAGUGAUAUUAUUACUUUUUUUAAACAAGAAAUCAAAUCUAUUUAUAGGUAUAAUGUAAUAAACAGAUUCGCAUUAGGUGCAAUGGGAAAUAUAGAUAAAAAUAUACAUAAAAAUUACAGAGAUAAUACAAUUAGCAAUCCAAAUUUAGGUUCAGAUCCGAAAAAGGAUACAAAUCUUGAUGAGAAUCACGAAGACAAUAUAGAAUAUGCAAUAAGUGAUUACGAUAUAUUUUGGCCCAUUAACCCAUCAUCAUUUAGAAAAAACAGGUUAUUUAAUGGAAAUAGUGUACAAACUUCAAGGAGGUUAAGUGUCAGUGACAGUUGGUGCAAUUCUAUUUCAAACAAAAAGCAAAGAAUUUAG